GGCCCGCCGGCAGCCGCCACUCAAUAUUAUAAACAAAUCGCACCGCCUGCUUUGGUGCCGUGUUAUUUGUGGACGUGUGGUGGGUAGACCAUUUCUGCAAACACUCUUUGGACAGUCCCACCACCAGUUUAUCAAGUUUGGCGGCUCUGAAAGACUGAAACCACUUAACAUCAUUUCAGUCCCGAUAACUAAACCAUCUGCUUAUCUGUGACCGAUUAUUGCCGUAAUCCCAAACCCCUUCUUCUUAUUAAAGUUUUGAUCUUUGUUUUACAAUCUCAUCAUUUCUUUGUGAGACCAUGAAUUUCUUUAGCUGGGUUUUUUUGGUGGUCUUUUUUCAUUUAUUGAGUCAAACUUUUAGCUUAAAUGGGAUGCCAUUGGAUAUCUCAACAAAGUUUCUCAAUUAUGCCAAGAAAGAGGAGCUUUUCAAUUGGAUGGUGGGUGUGAGGAGAAAGAUACAUGAGAACCCAGAACUGGGUUAUGAGGAAUUUGAAACUAGUAAGCUUAUUCGAGAAGAAUUGAAUAAAAUAGGUAUUAAAUAUAAAUACCCAUUUUCAGUUACUGGCGUUGUUGGCUUCAUUGGGACUGGCAAACCUCCUUUUGUUGCAAUAAGGGCGGACAUGGAUGCUCUUGCUAUGCAGGAAAUGGUAGAGUGGGAACACAAGAGUAGAGUUCCUGGGAAGAUGCAUGCUUGUGGACAUGAUGCUCAUGUCACUAUGCUUCUUGGUGCAGCAAAGAUCCUUCAAGCCCAUCGGGAAGAGAUAAAGGGUACAGUGGUUCUUGUUUUCCAACCAGCUGAGGAAGGAGGUGGUGGGGCAAAGAAAAUGAUAGAUGCAGGAGCAUUAGAGAAUGUCAAUGCAAUCUUUGGGCUGCAUGUUGAUCCCAGGUUGCCAAUAGGUCAUGUGGCUUCCAGACCUGGUCCUUUACUGGCUGGGAGUGGCUUCUUUGAAGCAGUAAUAAGUGGAAAAGGAGGUCAUGCUGCCAUUCCUCAGCACUCAAUAGAUCCAAUAUUGGCAGCUUCUAAUGUGAUUGUGAGCUUACAGCAUCUGGUUUCAAGGGAAGCUGAUCCACUGGACUCACAGGUGGUGACCGUUGCAAAAUUCCAAGGGGGUGGUGCGUUCAAUGUUAUUCCAGAUUCUGUUACAAUUGGUGGCACCUUCCGAUCCUUUUCAAAACAAAGCUUUAUGCAACUUAGGCAACGUAUUGAGGAGGUCAUCACAGGGCAAGCUUCUGUACAGAGGUGUAAAGCAUCCAUUGAUUUCCUAGAGAAUGAGAAACCCUUUUUCCCUCCUACCAUAAACAAUAAACAGUUGCAUGAGUACUUCAAAAAUGUAGCAGGAGCUAUGCUUGGCAUUGAUAAAGUUGAAGAUAUGACACCGUUAAUGGGAUCUGAGGAUUUUGCCUUUUACCAAGAGGUGAUUCCUGGAUACUUCUUCUUUAUUGGAAUGAAGAAUGAGACGAGCAAACAGCUUCAAUCCCCACACUCACCUUUGUUUGAAAUCAAUGAAGACGUCCUUCCUUAUGGUGCUGCACUUCAUGCAUCAUUGGCUGUUAAUUAUCUUCUUGAAUUCCAACCUGAAGUUCCUUUGCCAGAGGAAAAACAUCAUGACGAACUCUGAGGUGUUUCUUGACUGACAUCACAGUUGGUAUAAACAUAUUGUUGACUUGAAAGAUUUAAAAUUUUUCAGGUUCACAUUCUGGUUCUUGCUUCUAUGUAUUUAUGACCUCUUCUCGCAACUGGUCAUUCAAUUUCAGAAUAUUAAGUUCUUUCCUUUCAAGUA
Molecule: messenger RNA, 1778 nt
Organism: Hevea brasiliensis (rubber tree)
Lineage: Eukaryota; Viridiplantae; Streptophyta; Magnoliopsida; Malpighiales; Euphorbiaceae
Product: IAA-amino acid hydrolase ILR1-like 4
Exons: 5
Coding region: 297-1616 (439 amino acids)
Biological process (GO): auxin metabolic process
Cellular component (GO): endoplasmic reticulum
Molecular function (GO): IAA-Ala conjugate hydrolase activity
Source: RefSeq, a predicted model, not a curated record